CCUCAAGUUGCCCAUAUAGUGCACAUAAGCUAGUAUAACAAUUGUAUAUAAACCCACCUAAACUCAUCAACAACACCACUACACCUAGCUCUCUCAGACCACUAAAAGCUGAUCAUCAAUAAGUAAUAAGUGAUAUAUAGCUACUUAUGAGGAUGAUUCGCAUUCUCUUCCUUGUAGUUUCUAUUCUCUUCUCCUCCUCAAACGCUCUCACCCAGGACUUCUGCGUGGCUGACGUGAAAGCGGUGGACACCCCAGCAGGCUAUCCUUGCAAGAACCCGGCUCAUGUCACCGCUGAGGAUUUCGUCUUUGAUGGCCUCAAAAUGUCCGGAAACACAACCAACAUUAUCAGUGCCGCCGUGACGCCUGCAUUCGUGGCUCAAUUCCCUGGUCUCAAUGGCCUUGGCCUGUCCAUGGCUAGGCUCGACCUGGCGCCCAAAGGAGUCAUCCCGUUCCACACUCACCCCGGGGCUUCGGAGAUACUAGUGGUGCUGAGAGGUGCUAUUACGGCCGGUUUCGUAUCAUCGGCGAACUCGGUUUACGUGAAGACACUUAGGAAAGGAGAGGUCAUGGUUUUCCCACAAGGGUUGCUCCAUUUUCAAUUGAAUACUGGUAAAAGCCAUGCCAAUGCUUUUGUUAGCUUCAACAGCCCUAACCCUGGUCUUCAAAUCCUUGAUUUUGCUUUGUUUGCGAAUAACUUGCCCUCUUCGUUGGUGGGGGCGACCACUUUCCUCGACCUUGCUCAAAUCAAGAAGCUCAAGGGUGUUCUUGGCGGAUCCGGCUAAGGUUUCGAAGAAUAUUUAUGUGAGGGGAAUUUUUUUGUUUGUUUGUUUUAGUUAAUUAUUUGUGCAUGAUUUUAUGUCUAGUACGUGUAUAUAUACGUACUUACGUAUAUAUAGUUCGUCGAUUGAUUAUAAGUCAUUUCGUUUUAAGAGUAAUAAUCGGUUUCAGCUGUUUCAUGCAUGCCAAUUAUGAUUCAUUAAAUUAAUUAUGAUGAAUGAUUAUUUAUGGAUUUUUUUAAUGAUCAUUUUUUUUCUUGUCAA
Molecule: messenger RNA, 1040 nt
Organism: Humulus lupulus (European hop)
Lineage: Eukaryota; Viridiplantae; Streptophyta; Magnoliopsida; Rosales; Cannabaceae
Product: germin-like protein subfamily 3 member 1
Exons: 1
Coding region: 147-782 (211 amino acids)
Cellular component (GO): cell wall
Molecular function (GO): manganese ion binding
Source: RefSeq, a predicted model, not a curated record